UAAUUUCUUGUUAAGUGAAAUCUACCAAAAAGUCAACAUUUUUAUUUGUGACGCUUGGGAUCAUGAAUUAUAUUUUGGCGGUAAUGAAUGUUACCAACCUCUUAUUUCAUUCAAAUAUCUUGCAAUGACAUCACCGAACUUGUAAUGUAAACAGAGUGUUAUAACCUUUAGUCCAUUCAUAAAACGUAUUGUUAAAAGCUAAAAUGUAAAAAAAUUCCGAAAAAAAGUUUAUCUACGAUUAAAAAAUAUUUCUUUACGUGGCAAAUAACCUAGUAAUGAAUAUUUGCUUUGAGGAAAACUUAAGUUCAAUCGAAGCUGUUCGAAUUUGGGAGAAUGGCUGAUAGGAAUCUUUUGUGUCUUUUAAUUUUCAUCAAGCUAAUAGUUUGUUGGCUUGUAAAAACUUUCUACGUUCCUGAUGAAUACUGGCAGUCUUUGGAAGUGGCUCAUCGUCAAGCCUUUGGAUAUGGUUAUCUUACUUGGGAAUGGAACUACAAGAUCCGCAGCUAUGUUUAUCCAUUCGUCAUCUCAAUUAUAUACAAGACACUUGCCAUUUUCAGAUUGGACUCUCCAGAGAUGAUUAUUUUCUUACCAAGAUUAUUUCAAGCAAUGUUGAGUGGAUUUGCUGAAUACCGAUUCUCUAAAUGGACUCAAAACGAUUUGACAACGGUCUUCUUACUCAUGAAUCCAUUCUGGAAUUAUUGUGCUACAAGGACACUUAUCAACACUCUGGAGACUUCAUUAACAAUGAUAGCUUUAUCAAUAUUUCCGUGGAAUGAAAAAGAUAAGCAUAAAUCUAAUUUUAUCUGGCUAGUGGGUUUUAUGUUUUUCAUUAGACCAACUGCAGCAAUCAUGUGGGCUCCUUUAUGCUUGUAUCACGUUUACAUAUUUAAAAAAAGCAUUAUCCAGCUAAUAAAGGACUAUUUUUUCAUUGGGCUGUGCGUUUCUGGAAUCGCAAUCGCUAUCGACAGCUACUGCUAUGGACAACUUGUGGUAACUCCAUGGGAAUUUUUCAAGGUCAAUGUUUUAACCAACGUCGCUAAUCAUUAUGGAAAACAACCUCUUCUUUGGUAUUUAUACAGCGCAUUACCAGUUUUUUUGCUUAUAAAGGUUAUAAUUUUACCUUUUGUAAUUCGUGAUAUCAUUUAUGAAAAAAAAUUAAUUUCAAAGCCACUGAUAAGUCUUGUUAUAAUCGUAUGGACAAUUACAAUCUAUUCAUUGUUACCUCAUAAAGAGCAUCGUUUUAUUCUCCCACUGAUACCAUUACUCGUCUACCUAAUCACGAACUUCAACUAUCAAACGUAUGUUUCUGAAAAAUUAAAAAAUAUAAUUGUUUUUAUACUACUCUUUAUAAAUUUCGGUUUACUUUGUUAUAUCGGUGUUGUACAUCAGCAAGGAUCAACAAAGAUUAUGCAUUAUUUAAGAUAUGAAAUUUAUAAUAGCCAAUUUGAUAUUGACGUCAUGUUUUUGACACCUUGUCACUCAACACCAUUCUAUAGUUAUGUACAUCAAAACAUUUCAAUGGAAUUUUUAACAUGCGAACCGAAUCUGCAAAAUCAAGAUAAUUACCUAGAUGAAGCUGAUAUAUUUUUCAACGAUCCUAUGGCCUGGUUGGAAAAACGUUAUACUAAUUCUACAAUUCCUUUAUUCGUGGUAAUGUACGAUAAUUUAGCUUCUCGUAUAAAGGGUUUUAUAGAUAAUUAUCAUCUUGUUUUGAGUGUAUUUGAUUCUUUUCACCCAUCGACGAAUCGCGGUAGUAAUCUUUAUUUAUAUAAAUUCAAAUAUAAAACAAUACCCAUAUAAUAGAUCAAAAUGUACAUCAUUUUUUGUUUUAUUAAUUUCGCAUUUUAUAAAUUAAUCAUUUUUUUAAAUUAAAAUUGAAAAUUUUUACAUUUCCUAGAAGUAA
Messenger RNA from Cotesia glomerata, 1903 nucleotides. Its product is annotated as GPI mannosyltransferase 3-like. Gene Ontology annotation, cellular component: endoplasmic reticulum membrane. The coding region runs from base 334 to 1800 and encodes 488 amino acids. The transcript is spliced from 2 exons. Lineage: Eukaryota; Metazoa; Arthropoda; Insecta; Hymenoptera; Braconidae. Gene Ontology annotation, biological process: GPI anchor biosynthetic process. The record is from RefSeq and is a predicted model, not a curated record. Gene Ontology annotation, molecular function: alpha-1,2-mannosyltransferase activity.